Molecule: messenger RNA, 3045 nt
Organism: Alligator sinensis (Chinese alligator)
Lineage: Eukaryota; Metazoa; Chordata; Crocodylia; Alligatoridae
Gene: HIC1
Product: HIC ZBTB transcriptional repressor 1
Exons: 2
Biological process (GO): regulation of transcription by RNA polymerase II
Cellular component (GO): nucleus
Molecular function (GO): protein binding; RNA polymerase II cis-regulatory region sequence-specific DNA binding; DNA-binding transcription factor activity, RNA polymerase II-specific
Source: RefSeq, a predicted model, not a curated record
GCGCACAAGAACAUCCUGGCGGCCAGCAGCGCCUACCUCAAGGCACUGGUGGUGCACGACAACCUCAUCAACCUGGACCAUGAGAUGGUGAGCCCGGGCGUCUUCCGCCUGGUGCUGGACUUCAUCUACACCGGCCGCCUGGGUGAGGGCGAGCCGGGCGGCGAGCCCAGCCUGGGGGCCGUGCUGGCCGCCGCCAGCUACACGCCGGCGCUGCCGCCCCGGCACGACAGCCCCCCAGGCAGCGCUGCCCUCCUGGCUGCCCACGGCACUGCCUACCAGGAGACCUCGCCAGGCGGCGACCCCCCCGACCACUUCCGUGGCAGCCCGCCCAGCGCCGAGCCCCCCGGGCGAGCUGAGGGCCGUGAGCUGCUCUACCGCUGGAUGAAGCACGAGCCUCUGAGCAGCUACCUGGAUGAGUGCGAGGCCGACAAGGAGGCCGAGCGGGAGGACAAGGGUGAGGGCUCACCGGCACCUGCCCCGACCCGCUAUGCCAGUGUGGAGAGCCACGACUUGGAGCCUGAUCCCAGCACCAGCGAGGAGACGGGCAGCAGUGAAGGCCCCUCUCCCACCGACCCGCUGGACCGCUACUGUGGCCACCUGGCCUAUGAACCCGAGAGCCUGGGCGACAACCUGUAUGUGUGCAUCCCCUGUGGCAAGGGCUUCCCCAGCUCGGAGCAGCUCAAUGCCCACGUGGAGGCCCACACUGAGGAGGAGCUGUACCACAAGGCGGGUGCCGAGCCGCCCGGGCCCUUCCUGGACAAGAGCAGCCCUGGCCUGGGCGACAUCUUGCGGCCCUACCGCUGCGCCUCCUGCGAUAAGGCCUACAAGGACCCGGCCACGCUGCGGCAGCACGAGAAGACCCACUGGCUGACGCGCCCCUACCCCUGCACCAUCUGUGGCAAGAAAUUCACGCAGCGCGGCACCAUGACACGCCACAUGCGCAGCCACCUGGGCCUCAAGCCCUUUGCCUGCGAUGCCUGCGGCAUGCGCUUCACCCGCCAGUACCGCCUCACGGAGCACAUGCGCAUCCACUCCGGCGAGAAACCCUACGAGUGCCAGGUGUGCGGCGGGAAGUUCGCGCAGCAACGCAACCUCAUCAGCCACAUGAAGAUGCACACGGCCGGGCCCGACGGCAAGCCCAAGCUGGAGCUGCCCGACAGCCUCUAUGCCAUGGCCCGCCUGCCGCCCGACCAGCUGGGCCUUCAGCCGGACAAGGUGGCGGAGCUGCUCUCCCACACCCACUUCCUCAGCGACCCCAAGGCCAUGGAGAGCCUCUAUCCACUGGCCAAGUUUACGGCCGAGCACCUGGGGCUGAGCCAGGACAAGGCGGCUGAGGUGCUGGGCCAGGCCCCGCACCUUCACCUUGAUGCUGCCCGGACCAUAGAUCGCUACUCGCCCACCUAGCGGCUGCCCGCACCCGUGCCCUGUGCCCGCCGGAGCCGCAGAGGCCACACUGGCUGGGCCUCUCCGCACCACUGCCCCUCGGUCCCCCCUCUGGGGCCUUUUGGGGGUGACAGCCAUAGCGGGGGCUGUGAUCGCCUGGCAGCUGGUUCCUAGGAGCCGGAGGGACCUACCGGAUGGCACUGGACGUGCAGAGCAGCAGGUGGAUGGUGGGAGCAGCCCCCACCAGUCUGACCCCUUCUCCAUCGCGGUGGUUGCCCUGAGUGGGUGCUGGAACCGGUGACUGGGCAGAAGCCUGCCACCUACCUCGGGAGCCCAGCGCCCGUCUCCUGGAGCUCCUGCCCUGAGCCAUGCCCCUGCUGAGAACGAGCCCUGCUGUGCCCACUGCAUUCGUCCCCUCUGCCCUGCCCAGGGGAGACCCCCAAGCAGCCGGGCCCCUGGGCGGCGGCAGGCAGGGGUGCCCGGAGAUCUGGGGAUUCUGCUGCUGCAGCUACAGGUCCCCAUUUCUCUGUGAGAAUGACCUCCCCGGGUCACGGGAGGGAGGGCCCUGCCCACGGCAGCAGUUGUCUUGCUGCUGGAUUUCCCCUCUGGGCAUCAGGACUGGGACUCGCAGGGUCUGUGCUGGAAGCACCGCACCCCAGAGCCGGCAGACCCCAGGCCUGACCACCUCACCAACUUCUGUGCCAGCCGCUGAGCCUGUGCGCUCUGCCUGGGAGCCAGAGGACAGUGGGGUUAGCUAUGUCCCCAGCCCUUCCCAGCACCCAUGGCCCCUCCAGGCCACUCACCAAAGACCCUCUCUCUGUAGCCCUAGGGCUCACCUGCCCCCGGAAACCAAAGCACUCACCAGGGUGGGGGGAGGAGAGGCCCCAUCGCUGCCUGCACUCAGGGACAACCCCUGGGCCCUGCUGACCCAGGCCGGGCCUGGCAGCCUCAGAGAAGCGCUGUGGGGGCAACGCCCAAGUCACCUGCCCCAGAGGGAGCUUUUCUGCAGCCCCUGACCCUGCAUCCGAGGCAGGGCCCGUCCCCAGACUGAGCCCCUGGGAACCCCCAGCAGUUCUUCAUGGUGGGGCACUUGGCCCACGGUGACUCGCUGCUGCUGGGGGCAUGGGGGAGCUGGGCAAGGCAGGGAGCUCCUGCUUACAAUCCCUUGCUGGGCUCCUUUCUUCCCCGUCCCCGGCUGCGCUGCCGAGAGAGCUGUGCCCAGCCAUUGCUGCCGUGCACGAGCUGUCCGUGUCCUGAGCGGUGGCAGGGGAAUCCGUGCUGCGGGCUAUGGUCAGUCAGACAGGGCCAGGCUUGCCCAGGCACUACUGGAAGGGUCCGUCCCUGUGGAGGGCAGGAGCGGGGUGGCACAGGGCAUCGGGCUCAGCCUUCUCCACUCACCCGUGGAGCUGCCCUGGCCCGGGGCUGUGACAAAGACAAAGCGAUCUCGUUUGUCAGCUACUUCCAUGCGGGAGGGACGAGCACUGGGCAGGAGAGGGCAGGCAGACGGUGCCUCUGCUCUCCGGCCGGCUUGGGUCGGCCACUCCAGGGGCAACGGCACGAGGGGGGCACGCAGCCAGCGCCCCCGUACAGCAGUGCAGCUGGCUGUCCCCAGGCUGAGCCGCGCUGGCUUCAUGGCGGUAGCUCCCCUGUGCCCCGGGGAGA